UGAUCAGCUUUCCUGCUCUCUUUAUAGGGCUGCAGUGUAGCAGCAGCACCUAGAGCAAGAGGGGUGCCCAUGAGCUCUAUGCCGUGCUGCAGGCAGCCCUGCUGCUCCCUGCUGGGGUGUGGAGAAGAGCCCCCUGGGGCCACAGAGCUGCUGGGAGUGGGCUGGGCUGGGGCAGAGAUGGGGAGCACAGGGAGUGAGGGGACUGCAUGCUCCCCCACUGCGCGCUGCUUCCUGUGCCUCCCAGCACAGCCUGUGCUGGGUGACAUGCUCCCAGAAUUCAUCAAGCACGGCCGCGAGAGGAUAGGACAAACCAUCAAGGCGUCCGGCUCCAGGCUCUGCUCAUAUGCUGAACGAGUUGCUAUUUUAAUGGAUCGUUCCCGGACCUCAGACAGCAGUGCCCAGCCUCCAACACCAACUGACAACAUCAACCUUGGACCUUCUGCUAACCCAAAUGCCAAGCCAACAGACUUUGACUUCCUGAAGGUUAUUGGCAAAGGAAGCUUUGGAAAAGUUCUCCUGGCCAAACGCAAGUGCGAUGGGACCUUUUAUGCUGUGAAAGUCUUGCAUAAGAAAACCAUCCUAAAGAAGAAGGAGCAAAACCACAUCAUGGCAGAACGCAAUGUGCUUCUGAAAAAUGUCAAGCACCCCUUCCUUGUGGGCCUCCAUUACUCCUUCCAGACCUCGGAGAAGCUUUACUUUGUGCUCGAUUAUGUAAAUGGAGGAGAGCUAUUCUUCCACUUGCAAAGAGAGCGCUGUUUCCGUGAACCCCGUGCAAGAUUCUAUGCUGCAGAAGUUGCUAGUGCAAUUGGUUACCUGCAUUCCUUAAACAUCAUCUAUAGGGAUUUAAAACCCGAGAACAUCCUCCUGGAUUGCCAGGGACAUGUGGUGUUGACAGAUUUUGGACUCUGCAAGGAAGGAAUGGAGGAAGAGGAGACUACCUCUACGUUUUGUGGCACUCCUGAGUACUUAGCUCCUGAGGUGCUAAAGAAGCAGCCAUAUGACAGAACAGUAGACUGGUGGUGCCUGGGAGCUGUUCUCUAUGAGAUGCUUUUUGGACUGCCUCCCUUUUAUAGCCGGGAUGUGUCUCAGAUGUAUGACAACAUUCUCCACAAGCAACUCCAGAUCCAAGGAAGCAAGACUGUGGCAGCCUGUGAUAUCCUCCAUGGACUUCUCCACAAGGACCAGAAGAGGAGGCUGGGUGCCAAAACAGACUUUCUUGAGAUAAAGAACCAUGUAUUCUUCAGCCCAAUAAACUGGGAUGACUUGUACCACAAGAGGAUUACCCCUCCGUUCAACCCUAAUGUGGCUGGUCCAGCUGAUCUGCGGCACUUUGACCCAGAGUUCACCCAGGAAGCGAUCUCUGCCUCCAUCACCCACACACCCGACUUAGCAGCCAGCAGCUCCAGUGCCUCAGAUGCAUUUUUAGGAUUUUCUUAUGCACCAACUGAAGAGGACUUCUAGAUUUUAUAAAGGCUCUGAGAAGCCAGAUUUUAACUGAAUGGAUUUUUAUGUUUGCUGUUAUUGCUGUGGCUUUUCUUGUUUCAGUUUUUGAAAGGAAUAGUAAUGUCAUUUGCUCAUGGUUUAAGGAAAUUGGGACUAAUUCACUAACUGGUUAGGAUGGAACAGAGCUCUUAACUUGUGCUGUUUGGUAGAUUUGCCUCUAAAUGCGUGUUCCUCUAACGGGGAAAGUGAGACACUGAUAAGAAUUAUCACUAUUAUUUUCCCCUGGGUGUCUUGUACUGCUUGGUAGGAUUGUAUUCACUGUGCUUGUAUUUAUGGCUAAGGUAUAUGUACCAUCACUCACAUCACAGCCGCAUCUCUGUAACAGGUGAUUUCUAUGGUGUGGAGCUAAUGCUGCCCAGCAUGUCUGACUGCUUUGGCUUCCCCAUAACAAAGGGAAACUCUUCACACCACAGCAGUGGGCAGAUCAGUGGCUUCUUCCUUUUAAGUGGGAUGUGCUCAUCUGAAGGGCUAGGCUGGAGUUAAACUGGGGUAGUGCAGCAAGCCUUGGGCCUAUGGCUAUUAAAAAUGCUCAUAGCUGCAGAGGUUCCCCUGUUCCUGCCUGCCUGUGCUUGAUGAAUUUCAGUACUUCAGAAAGGUGGAGGUCAAUGGAUCCCCCUGAAGAAGCAGAGCUGCCUUGGAGGAAGGGGUGAGCACUGCUGGUGGUGGGGGGGGGGAAGCCAUUUCCUCAUCCUGGGCUGAGCCUGUUUGUCAGUUAUUGCUGACAGGUCUGUAGGUCCUGAAGUGUGCUGUGACCUCUCCUCCGAGCAUGUCGUUUCCUGAGCUGAGUGGAUUACCUGCUCUUAUUCUGAUGCAGGAAGGGUAUGCUGUGUGUUUAAAAAAACAAAACGUGUUUUAAAGAAAAACAAAUACCAGUUAAAAAUGGGUGGGGAAGGGGCUGGGUUGCUUGGCAAAAUAAAGAUUGUGGAGGGUGGGAAUUCUUUCACAGCAUGUGCUUGACUUGUCUGAGGAACACCAACACGUGGUGCGGAGCCCCAGGAGCUCAGGGUGGGGGGACAGACCCCACACGUGUGGUUGGGGGGGAGCUGCUCCUCAGCACGACGGCAGCAGAAGCCUCCCUGUGCCCGCGCUGCUCUGACGAUGCCUGUCACCAAUGUAGAAACGUUGUUUUUUCUGCCUUAAUUUAAAUACUGGUGUACUUAUUGAAUGCCACCUCGCCCUUUCUUUCCUUGAGUCCUUUUGAGGAGGAGAAGGGGAUGAGUGAUGUUCACGCUGUGGGAAGCUUGUACGGGAACACUGUAUCUUGUAUGUACAGGAGUCACCAGAACUACGGCACGGUUUCUAUUAAAGCGCGUACCCCGC
Messenger RNA from Numida meleagris (helmeted guineafowl), 2823 nucleotides. It is a transcript of the gene SGK2, whose product is annotated as SGK2, serine/threonine kinase 2. The transcript is spliced from 14 exons. The record is from RefSeq and is a predicted model, not a curated record. Gene Ontology annotation, biological process: protein phosphorylation. Bases 70 to 1461 code for a protein of 463 amino acids. Gene Ontology annotation, molecular function: ATP binding; protein serine/threonine kinase activity. NCBI's taxonomy places the organism in Eukaryota, Metazoa, Chordata, Aves, Galliformes, Numididae.